This is a messenger RNA of Rhododendron vialii, 5460 nucleotides long. Its product is annotated as TATA box-binding protein-associated factor RNA polymerase I subunit B. The record is from RefSeq and is a predicted model, not a curated record. Gene Ontology annotation, molecular function: RNA polymerase I core promoter sequence-specific DNA binding. Gene Ontology annotation, biological process: RNA polymerase I preinitiation complex assembly; nucleolar large rRNA transcription by RNA polymerase I. NCBI's taxonomy places the organism in Eukaryota, Viridiplantae, Streptophyta, Magnoliopsida, Ericales, Ericaceae. Gene Ontology annotation, cellular component: RNA polymerase transcription factor SL1 complex; RNA polymerase I core factor complex. Bases 307 to 2484 code for a protein of 725 amino acids. The transcript is spliced from 5 exons.
UGUUUAUUUAACACGAAGAAAAUUUGGCUGCCGAAUAGCCGCCAAAUUGCGAAAAUCCAGAGAAAACCACACUCGCAGAACAAAGCCAAAUUGUCAUGCCUGAGAAAACCACCUCGCCGACCAACGCUGCGACGGCCACCGACCGGCCAAAACCUUCAACCAACAAAAGAAAAAAAAAGAAAACCCUAGAAACCACGCAGAAGCACAAAUCCCAUCUGUGAGACCUGAAUCGUAACAACAACGGCGGAUAAAAUCUAAUCUUAUUAACAAUUCAGGCGUCCGGUCCAGCUUGCGCUGAUAACAAGAAUGACGGGCAAAUUGGUCAUAACCUGUGACGUAUGCGGCGCCGUGGGCCGCCCCGACGAGUCCGACGGCUUCUACUACUGCCCCCACUGCGGCUCCCAGGCCGCCGACAUCGUCGACACCGCCGUCGCCGACGAAGACCUGAUCCCGCCCACCGCCGACGGCGGCGGCGGCAUCUACUCGCAGCUUCCGUGCCGCCGCCAGGUCAUCAAAGCCGAGCCUAUCUCAUACUCCCAACCCCAGUCCCUCCUCUGGAAAGCCCUGGAAGCCGCCGCGGAAGAGAACGGCGGCGUCUCGGUCAAGGCGGAGCGCGAUGAUAAUGACGGUGUGGGGCCCACCGGGCCGGGCGAUUUCGGGCCGGGUUCGGGGAGGGAGAUCGGGUACGAUGAGUAUUAUAGUGAGUUGCGGAUGAGGUACGUGAUGGGGGUUCAGAUGAUGGUUCAGAUGCAAUGCAAGGCUCUGGUUGAGGUGUUUGGGGUGAGCCCGUUGGUUCGCGGGCUGGCCGGGACGGUCUGGUUGCGGCUCGUGGCGGUUGCGAGGGUUUUUGAUGAUAACUGGGCUGAUGAGUGCAUUCAGGAGUCUGAAUCACAGAAAGAUGGGCUGUUAGAUGAUUUUAAGCCUCGUGCUAAAUUCAGUGCGGAGCCUCACAAUAUCCAUGGUCAGAGAGCGGUAACGAUAUGGUACAGGUCGUUGAGAAGGAGUUUACCCUUAUCUUGUUCUUUGGCGAUAUCUUUUUUGGUUUGUCAUCUCGCAAGGGAGGCAGUCCUUCCAACUGAUAUUGUAAAAUGGACACUUGAAGGAAAGCUUCCUUAUUUUUCUGCUUUUGUAGAAAUUGAGAAACAAAUCGGGCCUCCACCAAUUGCAUGUCCAUUAAGUUCAAGUUUUUUGUUCAAACCUUCUGAAACUUUUCCCUUGCAAAAGUUGGAAUCACAGGCUGCAUCUAUUGCUCAAACAAUAGGUUUGGAAUUACCUCCGGUCAACUUCUACGCUAUAGCCUCACGUUACUUAUCGAAAUUAUCACUUCCUGUGGGAAAAAUUCUUCCAUCCGUUUGCCAGAUAUAUGAGUGGUCCUUGCCUCCUGAAUUGUGGCUCUCAGCGAAUGAGUUUAGACUUCCUACUUGUGUUUGUGUAUUGUCAAUGGUGAUUGUAGCAAUAAGGAUUCUGUAUAAUAUACAUGGUUUUGGCUUUUGGGAAAUGAGUUUGUCAAGUUCCGGUGAAUCGUCGUCUGGGAAUGGUCAGGUGGAACCCACAUGCAAUGCCAGUGUGAGAGAUGACGCUAAGCAGGGUUUCCCCUGCCCUGGUUCAGAUGAUUCGGUUGUGGAUUCUUCGAAAAAGACAUCACAUGAGAGAUUUGAUGCGGCUGCUGCGGAGCUUUUGUGUAACCUUGAAUCACGAUAUAAUGAGCUCAAAGAGAUAUAUGAGUAUUCCAAGGAUUUGCCAACCUAUCUACAGUAUUGUAAUGAUGUGGUUUUCGCCGGUUUAAAACCUUCAUUUGAGGAUUUUGAGGAAGAGAAGAUAAUCGAGGAAUUAUGGAACUAUUAUCAGGAUCAAAAGGAUUCUGGAUCAUCAGAUUACCAGGAAGUGGGAUGUAAUAAUGGUUCUAACCAUAAGCGAUCUAGAGAUGAUGUCAUGAGAUUGACCGAGAAAUCCAAGAAAAGAAGAGAUGACAGCCCCAACAGCUGUCCAUCCACUGACCUUGAAACCUCCCAAGCCAAUGAUUGUUCACAACAGACCAUGAGUUUAGAUGGUUGCGCAUUGAGUGGUAAUGAUCCACCGGUGAUUCAUCAAAAGUCCUCAGAGACCAAAAAAGAUAAUGCCAUUAUGCGAAUGAAGUCGAACAUGGAGGAGAAUAGAUUCUAUUAUAUUCCUCCAAGGGUCAAUGUCAAGAGAUUAGAUUACCUCCACUACGUGAGAAAAAAGGAUGAUGGUGCCUACACUUAUGCAGCCCAUGCUGAUUAUUACAUUUUGCUUCGUUCUUGUGCAAGGGUAGCACAAGUUGACAUUAGGGUUAUGCAUGCUGGAGUGUUGAGCUUUGAGAAGAGACUGGGUUGGCUUGAGAAGAGAAUUGAUCACUGCUUGAAUUUGGGACCUCCGAACGAUGAUUCUUGCGAGUUCUGCCGAGAAGAUGUGCCAAAAGAUUCUAUGGAUGACUCCAUUGACGUUUCAAAGCUGAAUUUGUGACCCAAGGUAGUCAGCAUGCUUUAAACCUCCUUUCUUUCAUUCAGCGACUGGGUAUGCACUUCGCCAUGGAACAUCUUGGUGAUCUCCAUUUCUUUGUGGAAAUAUCGAACUACAAAAGUCGAACACAGUCUGCGUGACGUAGCUUUCAACUAAAGUAGACUACGAAGUCGUCCUGUUGAAAACAACCUAAGAACACAAGUACAUCUAGAAGGUGUGGUUAGGACGGACGUGUCUGGUACAAGCGUUGGACACUGACAAGGCACGGCACUGGUCAGACAAACUCUGGUCCUAUGCAUCCCCCAUCGUUUGGACUUACUAAUCGUAGAAAUAUUGUCUUAGAUGAUGUGUGUGAUUCAUGUUGCAUGCAAUGAUGGAACUGUUUUUUCUUAGAUUGGGUGUGGUUUGUAGAUUUUGCUGUGAUAGAAUUAGUUGAGUGAUACAUUAGUGGUCCAAAUUUUAACAGAACUCACGUGAAAGCAUGUUUUUGGAACACGCUUUUACAGGAAUUUCAAUUUACUGGUUCUAUGUUGGAGUGUUAUCUUUCACACUUCUUUUUUCAUAAUCUUGUAGGGACAUUUGCUGUUUUUAAACACAAAACAGGAAGUCACUUUGUCAAAAUUUUACCGUACUACUACAAUACUACCAAGUCAUUUUUGGCACUGCUACUAUCCUAGUCAUUACAUUACACCCUUAUUAGGUAAUGAGGUAAAAAUUUGACUUUGCCAGAAAAAUUACCUUUUGAAGAGAAACUUGGCAAGUUGGUUGAGUGCAAUUUUUGGGAUGUUUUGUAAAAAAUUAGCUUUUGCCACUGGCAGCUGACUAUAGUUUCUCAAACCUCGUCGAGUUUUUUUGUGAAAUUUAUAGAAUCCCUGAUUUGCUAUUCCACCACAACUUUCGUCGGUCUGAAUGUGCUGAACAAAUUGAUUGGAUAGCCUCACUAGUUCGUGCUUUCAAUGGGACAAGGAUUCCUGUUGCCGAGCUUGUAGGUUCACAAAGUCACAGAAAUUAUUGUUAUUGUUUAAAGUACGAAACAUUUUGCAACUUGAUAUUAGAUUGUAUAGAUUAAUAGAACAAAUCUGAGGUAUGUGGCCUGCCGUCUUUUGUGGAUACUUGGCACAAACACACUGUUAUUCUAUUGGAUAAAGCCUAGAUAAGCUAUGCUAUAUGUACUUUAUUCUGUCAUCUCCUAUAGUUCAUUUUUUGGACGUGUUCGAAUUUGUUGAGGUGAUAUUUGUCUGAAACUUUAGAUACUCUCACAGAUGGAAAGGAUGCCCCCUUUCAAUCUUUUGCUUCUGUCAUACCAAAGCUGUACUGAAUAGGUUAUUCUAACUUCUGUCCAAUUUUUUUGCUCGAAACCGCUCCAGUGUUGCCAUUUGGGUAAGUUAGUAACUCAUGCGUUUAUAUGAGCUGCUCAACCUUUUGGUCUUGUGAACUUCAGUACAGAUAAAGUAAGAUAUCUCUAAUGGAGCUAGUUGGAUGACCAAAUUCAAUAUUUAGAUGCUUUCUUGGUAUGACCUAACAAGAAUACAUCAAACUUUAGUAAUGAAUCGCAUUCAGGUAAAACAGCUCCUUAUUAUCAUUCUUUCGAGGGCUUCCCACCAAGUCAGUGAAGUCACCUCUCUUUAGUUUUUAGCAGAGGCUGGGUAUUAUGUACUAGAUUCUUGUUUUAGAAAUUAGAGGAUGAGCAAAUAGAUCAAGAUACUAUCACGAUAUAUUAUUGUACGAGAUAUCUGUCAUAGAUGGAUCUUAAACAUAAUCCACCGUGGAAGGAUUCAGUCAGUUACUUGUGAUAUUAUUUCUUGUGGAAGAAAGUAUAAACAUACUCUACAUUUGUUGCCCAAAGAUAUGCGAGCUUCCUUCGUAGAAGAUCUAGGAGAUGCUCUCUGUCUAAGCUGUAUAAGUCAUUUGUUGCUUAGAGUUUUAGAAGAUAUUCUAUGCUAAAUAUAGAGUUACCUGUUCCAUUGAGAACCUGUUCCUUCUAUCAUCCCUUUGAGUCUUAACUUGUUCCAACUAAUGAAAAGAACGUGAAACUGUAACAUGUCACAUGUGCAACUUUUCAAGUUGGAAGAUUCAAUGUGAAGUGGUCAAAUUUGUGUUGAGUGCAGAUAAAGGAACUCAUGUAGGAUUUUCUUAAGAGUAGGAGCAAAAAGAAUUACACAUCCUUAAGACACUACGGUAACGAAUGUAAACAGAAAAUUCUCUUGUCCAAAUGAAAAUGGAAAAACGUCACAUUUUGCAUUUGGGAGCCAACAUCUUCUUCACUGUAUUACCUCUUAUGUGGAGACGAUGCUGGCUCAAUGGAUGCUUCAAAGGCAGUACAUUUUAACGGCUAGAACUAUGCACAUUCUCUAUAGUUACACCCCAUGAAAGAAAAACAAGGAAAUCUCACCCAAUCAAUCCACUCAGAAUCCCUUAAGGAAGUGAAGAAGGUAUGCCUUCUUACCACGUUCUAGUUUUUCUUGCGUUUUUGAUGCCAUUUCUUUCUGUUUAUGCCAAUGCUUUCCUCUCUUUAGUCUUUGUAGUUGCAGAAGCGUCUUGAGUAUAUCAAGACCUGUUGUGAAUGGGGUCUGAUCCUUUUCGAACUCUUCGUGCGCUUGAUUGGUUGGGAUCAAAUGCCUUGUUUACAGGUGGGUGUUUCUUCUCCAUAUUCAUUUCGUGCAUUCCGCUGGUUUUCUUCUCUGUAUUUCCUGCCUGCAUAUCAACAGCCUUAAGUGUGCGUUGAUAAUUCAAAACCGACCCAUCAUCUUCUGUUCUCCAUCUUAGAACAAGGUCUAUGCUUCUCAGGCUAGAACCUUUACUUGGUUGAACUGUGAAGAAGCUGAUACAGAUAAGAAGGAUAAACACCCUCCGAGUGUUACAGACCAUUGUCCCUCUAGAAACAAUAAGAUAGGUAUAUAGGGUAUAUGUAUGUUUAGGAGAGUGAGAAGAUAGAAAGAAAAAUAGAGAUAGUGUUCUUUCUGUUCUUCUUAUCAUCCA